AUGGCUUAUGACGUCCAACGUGCGACAGGUUGGUCAGGCAGACUCCAAUGGACAAAUUCGCACGCAAGAACUGAGGCCCGCAGCGAGAGCCUUCAGGUUUUCAUGCGAGAAAGGAGGCUCUGCGUAGCCUGCUGCUUGAGCCAGAAGAGUGCUGUUGGCAGUCUACGCAGGCCGCAAGAUCCGUACAUCCGCGGGAUGCCGCAUAAGCGGCCUUCACCUGCAGCUCGAAUCCUUCGAAACAAUGGUGCUUUAAACUACCAGACCCUUCACCGACAUUUGGCCUUAGACACGGCUAGUCGCCGCCGUCCACGUGCUCACAACUCCGGCGCCGGCUCGUCCACUUGCGACCCACUUCUGCCGGUGAUCAACGGAAUCUUCCUCGGCGGGGUAGCAUCACCAAUCUCAUUCUCAAUCCCAGCCGUAUGGGAUAGGAUUCUUGGCGAAGACUUCGGACUUUGA
Messenger RNA from Colletotrichum lupini, 459 nucleotides. RefSeq lists its product as uncharacterized. The transcript has 4 exons. Bases 1 to 459 code for a protein of 152 amino acids. The record is from RefSeq and is a predicted model, not a curated record. NCBI's taxonomy places the organism in Eukaryota, Fungi, Ascomycota, Sordariomycetes, Glomerellales, Glomerellaceae.